ACGUUUUUCUCAUUAGCCAAACUUUAAGAGAUGAGUUUACUGAGUGUAAGUAGAGCGAAAUCAAGAUCACAAUCCACUUUUAUCGUAUGUGAUUGAGAAAGAGAUUCGAAGCCCAGAAAACUCCAAAACCCCUCCCUUUCUUUUUGUUUCUUCCUCCUCUCUCAUAUUCUCUUCCUCUGUAUCUCAAAAUCCUCUGUUACUGCUGCUACUGCUAACUCCCAGGUUCUCUUCCUCUUCCACCAUCCAAAGGGUUUUGUUCCGUUCCGUGGUCUCAAAAUGGCGACUUGUGUUUCUCCCUGUUUCUCUCCCCCUCCCGACUCUCGAGUGCUCACUCUUCUUAGAAAGAGCGUAACGCCAGAAGUCGGCAGCAGCAGGGUGAGCUGCUUCAGAACGGCACAAGGCAAAAGAAACCGUCUCGUCUCAGCUCAGAGAUCCGAGCCUUGGUCCGCUUCCAACUCCCACACUCCCAACCACAUACAAUCCCAACAAGACCCUUUCCUGAACCUCCACCCCGAGAUAUCAAUGCUCAACCCGAGAAAAAACUCUUCCUCUUCCUCAGUCUCCGAGGAUCUCGGCGACUCGUCUCCUCCUGGUAACUACAACGAGGCGAGGAUCAAAGUCAUCGGCGUCGGAGGCGGUGGCUCCAACGCUGUGAACCGGAUGAUACAGAGCGAGAUGGUCGGCGUGGAGUUUUGGAUUGUGAACACCGACAUUCAAGCCAUGAGGAUGUCUCCUGUUUUUCCGGAGAAGAGGUUGCAGAUUGGUAAGGAGCUGACUAGAGGGUUAGGUGCUGGAGGUAAUCCGGAGAUUGGAAUGAACGCUGCUAGAGAAAGCAAAGAAGCUAUCGAAGAAGCACUUUACGGUUCUGAUAUGGUUUUUGUCACGGCUGGAAUGGGAGGUGGGACUGGAACGGGAGGGGCGCCGAUAAUAGCAGGUGUGGCCAAGGCAAUGGGUAUAUUAACGGUUGGUAUCGUGACGACGCCUUUCUCAUUUGAGGGAAGGAGGAGAACGGUUCAAGCUCAGGAAGGGAUUGCAGCGCUCAGGGAUAAUGUUGAUACUCUCAUUGUUAUACCAAACGACAAGUUGCUCACGGCGGUCUCUAUGUCUACUCCGGUUACAGAAGCGUUUAAUCUGGCUGAUGAUAUACUUCGUCAAGGAGUUCGGGGAAUCUCUGAUAUCAUUACGAUUCCUGGAUUGGUUAAUGUGGAUUUUGCGGAUGUGAGGGCUAUAAUGGCGAAUGCAGGUUCUUCAUUGAUGGGAAUAGGAACUGCAACAGGAAAGACUCGAGCAAGAGAUGCUGCAUUAAAUGCAAUCCAGUCACCAUUGUUAGAUAUUGGCAUUGAGAGAGCCACUGGAAUUGUUUGGAACAUAACUGGUGGAACUGACUUAACCUUGUUCGAGGUAAAUGCAGCUGCGGAAGUGAUAUAUGACCUUGUUGAUCCAACAGCAAAUCUUAUAUUUGGCGCUGUGGUUGAUCCAUCCUUCAGUGGUCAAGUAAGCAUUACCCUAAUAGCAACGGGCUUCAAACGGCAAGAAGAAGGAGAAGGGAGGCCACUUCAGGCGACACAAGCAGAUGCAUCAUCAUCAAUGGGAGUAACAACAAGACGUCCUUCUUCUACAUCUUUCAGUGAAGGCAGUUCCAUAGAGAUCCCAGAGUUCUUGAAGAAGAAAGGCCGCUCUCGCUAUCCUCGCCUCUAAUUACCUCAUCUCGUAUAAGUAAUUGCCUCGCUUGGUGAUUAUUCAUCAAUAGGUGUUAGAAAUGGUGUUUUAUUGUUGACUAUAUCACACAAUAACAAUAAAAUGUUUAUUGACAUAUGGUAUUAUAAACCUCAGUCUCUGUUACACUUGUUUCAA
Molecule: messenger RNA, 1854 nt
Organism: Raphanus sativus (radish)
Lineage: Eukaryota; Viridiplantae; Streptophyta; Magnoliopsida; Brassicales; Brassicaceae
Product: cell division protein FtsZ homolog 2-2, chloroplastic
Exons: 8
Coding region: 277-1698 (473 amino acids)
Biological process (GO): chloroplast fission
Cellular component (GO): chloroplast; cytoplasm
Molecular function (GO): GTP binding; GTPase activity
Source: RefSeq, a predicted model, not a curated record